Schistosoma turkestanicum is the source of this 318-nucleotide messenger RNA. The record is from the annotation of a GenBank genome assembly. NCBI's taxonomy places the organism in Eukaryota, Metazoa, Platyhelminthes, Trematoda, Strigeidida, Schistosomatidae.
AUGACCACUGUCAUCAAUACUAAUAUGGUAGAACCUAUGAAAACAGAAGCUUUUACUUUGAUUGUACGUACCUUUGCAACUCAUAAUCACAAUGAACAAAGAGCAGAAUGUAUUGAGCGUGAUUUCAAUAAAUAUAUAAUUGACAAUCUUCAUGUCAGUGAUCACCAUUAUGAAUGUAUUAUCAGCAAGUACACAUCCGAUUUAGAACAACGUCUACGUCGUUAUAAUUCACAUGACGGUGCUUUAUUCAUUUCGUUGAUUUUUAAUAACGAGAUUGUAUUCUUGGGAGAUCAUCGUGCUAAAGUAGACUUUUCAUGA